Xenia sp. Carnegie-2017 is the source of this 1033-nucleotide messenger RNA. RefSeq names its product O-acyltransferase like protein-like. Bases 50 to 1033 code for a protein of 327 amino acids. The record is from RefSeq and is a predicted model, not a curated record. The transcript is spliced from 7 exons. NCBI's taxonomy places the organism in Eukaryota, Metazoa, Cnidaria, Anthozoa, Malacalcyonacea, Xeniidae.
UACACUUGUGAUUCUGAUUCCACCAGUCCAACCAAAUUUGUACAAAAUCAUGAGAUUUAAUAAUUACUUUUUCAUUUUAUUUUUGAUUAGUUUUGAAAGUCUGACUCCAGCAGCUCAACUGAAAGGACUAAAAAGGAAUAAAAACACUACCAUACGCGUGUUGGAUAGUUGUCAACAACGGUACGAAGCACUCACACAAGAACAAUAUGCCAGAUAUGUGGAUGCUAGUGGUAGACGAGAAAGUGGAGUUUAUGGAGGCAAUACUUUGUGGUAUGGGUCGUUUGAUGAAUGUAACAAACUACCUGACUCGCGGUACUGUUUGACGAUAUUUCCUGGGAAUAUGACACUUUACCAAAACAAAGCAGAGACUUAUCAUUUUGAGUGGGGUGUUUGUGUUCCCAAGUCUUGUACAAAUAACGACAUCAAAGAACAUUUCUUAUAUCUUUUUCAUAAUGUUUCAGACAUCAGUUCAGUUUCACCGUUUACAAAUUAUCUCCAAGUUCAGUGUUCUGAGAAUCCUGAAUACACGACAUCUGUUAUCUUAACAAUAACAUUUUGUGGAAUUUUGGUUGGCUUGUCCAUCUUUGCAACGAUAACAGAGAUUUUAUAUUCAUUAAAAUAUGGUGACAACAACGACCAAAAUGUCGGUGAUCGUGGCUUGCAUAUCUCAAUGGAUAAAGAGACGAACGAGAAGACUCCAUUACUACCAAAUAAUACCAAGAAGGCUCAAAAGAGCGAAGAUUCUUUGGUUUAUAAAGUUCUUAAUUCUUUCUCAAUUUCACGAAAUGUCAAAUGGAUAAUGAACACAUCUGUUGGAAAAGGAGAUUUGACGUGUCUUCAUGGAAUCAGAGUGUUAUCUUUAUUUUGGAUCAUUGUUUUCCAUGUCGUGUCCAAAGUCCCCGGCUUUUCCUCUCGGCUCACUCCAACCUAUAUGUUUGUCAUAUUGCUCGUUGUGAAAUUAAAACCGUUUUGGGGGAACGGUCCACUCUGGUAUCUUGCUGCUGACACUACGACUUGUAGCAAAUAUUGGUAG